AUGAAAGUAUUCUUCUGCCUUGCCGCGCUGCUCGUGGCUUCUGCCUGCGCUGGCGAUACUGCCGAGAAGGUGCCGUUGGAGAAGAAACUGGACAAGCGUGGUCUGCUCGAUCUGGGCUAUGGCUAUGGACACGCCGGCCUGGAUGUUGGCCAUUUGGGACAUGGUGCCGUCAUUGGCUCUGGCUAUGGCCUGACAGCUCCUGGACAUGGCAUUGCCCUUGGCCAUUCGGGACCUGGCAUUGCCGUCGGCCAUUCCGGACACGGCAUUGCCCUUGGCCAUUCGGGACCUGGCAUUGCCAUUGGACACAGCGGACCCGCCGUUGCCGUCCAACAUCAGCCCUACAUUAUUAGCAAAUCGGCUGAUGUGCACAAGACCAUCACCAUUACCAAGGGUAUUCCGGUGCCCGUGCAUGUGGAUCGCCCCUACCCGGUGGUGCAUGAGAAGCGUGUACCUGUCGAGGUGAAAGUGCCCGUUCCACAGCCCUACGAAGUCAUCAAGAAGGUGCCCGUUUCCGUUAAGGAGUACGUUAAAGUGCCCGUGCAUGUACCACAGCCCUACGAGGUCGUACGCCACGUCAAGGUGCCCAUCCAUGUGCCUGUCGACCGCCCCGUGCAUGUUGAGGUGCCAAGACCAUACCCAGUGCCCGUGGAGAAGCCAUACCCCGUCUACGUUGAGAAGCAAGUCAAGGUGGAGGUGCCUGUCUAUGUGGAUCGUCCAUAUCCAGUGCCAGUGGCCAGGCCUGUGCCUGUGCACGUUUCCGUGCCAGUGGUCUCCGGACACUCAGUGAUCAAGCACGCACCCGCCGUCUCUGUGAGCAGCUAUCCCGUGAGCAGCCUGGGCAUCUCAUCAAUUGGCCACGACGCCAGCGUUUAUGCCGACCAUAGCGGCUACCACAAGUAG
This is a messenger RNA of Scaptodrosophila lebanonensis, 900 nucleotides long. RefSeq names its product BCL-6 corepressor-like protein 1 (gene Vajk3). NCBI's taxonomy places the organism in Eukaryota, Metazoa, Arthropoda, Insecta, Diptera, Drosophilidae. Bases 1 to 900 code for a protein of 299 amino acids. The transcript has 4 exons. The record is from RefSeq and is a predicted model, not a curated record.